Drosophila ananassae is the source of this 1782-nucleotide messenger RNA. RefSeq lists its product as uncharacterized. Lineage: Eukaryota; Metazoa; Arthropoda; Insecta; Diptera; Drosophilidae. The record is from RefSeq and is a predicted model, not a curated record. Gene Ontology annotation, biological process: proteolysis. The transcript has a single exon. Bases 1 to 1782 code for a protein of 593 amino acids. Gene Ontology annotation, molecular function: aspartic-type endopeptidase activity.
AUGGCAAACAACGACACAUCACAAGACGACUCCGACGUCUUUACUCGCGGUUCCGACGUAGUUAUUAACCGCGUGGCGGUUAAAAUUCCGCCCUUUUGGACCGAGCACCCAGAAUUAUGGCUGUCGCAAAUCGAAGCCCAAUUCGUUCUGGCAGGAAUAACUACAGACGACACGAUAUUCAACACGAUCCUGGCGUCAAUCGAAGCACCGGUACUGGCCCGAAUUGCCGACGCCAUCGUCAACCAACCAGGCACAGGCAAGUACGAAAACUUAAAGUCGUGCAUUUUGGAACGCUUCUGCGAAAGCGAGCAGAAGAAAAUCCAGAAGUUGAUUUCGGAGACUGACCUUGGUGACAAGCGCCCCACACAACUGCUCAACGAGUUAAACGCACUCGCCGCAAACAAAGUUGACGAAACUUUCUUAAAAGCACUGUGGCUGCAGCGCCUACCAACACAAGUGCAAGCGAUCUUGCAAGCAUCGGACGCCUGCCUAGCAGAUUUAGAUAAGUUGGCAGAUAAAGUCAUGGAAGUCGGCGAUAUUCAUCAUAUACGCACCGUUGACGCCAAAUCGGCGCCACACAGCAGCACCGUUUUCGACGAACGUCUAGACCGCAUCGAGCAACAAAUCAACGCGCUGUUCAAAAACCGUUACCGCAAGAACAGUUCAUCCACAUUAACGGAUCGCAACAGCGUCCCGACUUCAGGCUUGUGUUGGUACCACAGCAAAUUUGGCAACGCCGCCAAGAAAUGUCGCCAACCGUGCUCGUACCACAACACAAUUGCCCGCCUCGCCAUCAACGACAAUUACUCCAAAACUCAAUUUCUCAUAGACACCGGCGCCGACAUUUCAGUGAAGCAACCCUGCAGAAUCGCAAAAACUAUGCUCACUCCAAAGCUUCUUUUCGCCGCCAAUGUUACGAAGAUACAAACCUAUGGAGAAAAACACAUAACAGUGUCGCUGGGAUUGAGACGAAACUUCGUUUGGACCUUCGUAUUAGCUGACGUCAACUGCGCUAUCAUUGGAGCUGAUUUCCUUCAACCUUUCGACUUACUCGUCGAUGUGAAACGACGCAAACUCAUCGAUCGAGCUACGCUGUACGAAUCAACAUAUCUCGCGCCUCAACGUAAAAUCAACGCGAUUUUAUCCUACGACACGAGCAACGCAAGGUUGCUUCACGAAUACCGCGAUCUCGCAACGAUCAACUCGAACCGGCUGCCAGAAGAGUCCGACGUAACGCACCCGCCUUCUCACGCCCGCGCCCGACGACUAGCGCCCGACAAACUCAAAGAGCACAGAGCACUAAGCAACGUAACAGUGCCGGAUCGAUACACUAUUCCGUACAUACUGGAUGUAACAAGCAUCGUACACGGUAAAAAGAUAUUUUCAAAAAUCGACCUGCAAAAAGCAUAUCACCAGAACCCUGUCGAACCGCAAGAUAUUCCCAAAACAGCAAUUAUCACGCCUUUUGGGCUAUUCGAAUUCUUGUUCAUGACAUUCGGCUUACGCAACGCAGUGCAAACUUUUAGGCGUCACAUAAACAAUGUAAUACAGGAUCUCGACUUUGUUUUCGCAUACAUCGACGACGUUCUAAUCGCUUCAGAAUCCGAGGAGCAGCACGAGACACACCUCCGUACUACCCUUGACCGCCUCACCGCGGCACAUCUCACCGUGAACUUUGAGAAAACCCAAUUCGCUAAAUCACAACUCACGUUCCUUGGACAUGACAUCAGCCAGCUCGGUUUGAAACCAUCCGAAGCCAUAGUGGAAGCCAUUCGCUUAUAG